Messenger RNA from Nicotiana tabacum (common tobacco), 723 nucleotides. RefSeq lists its product as uncharacterized. Lineage: Eukaryota; Viridiplantae; Streptophyta; Magnoliopsida; Solanales; Solanaceae. The record is from RefSeq and is a predicted model, not a curated record.
AUGUUAAAAAAAACAACUUCAUCGUCAUUGCAAAAAGCAAUCUAUGAUUUGCUUUUAGAGCACUCAUUGAGUCCAUCUCAAAUACGAGGACAAGGUUAUGAUGGGGCUAGUAACAUGCAAGGAGAAAUCAAUGGUCUUAAAACUUUAAUUCUGAAUGAUAAUCCUUCGGCAUAUUGUAUACAUUGCUUUGCCCAUCAAUUGCAAUUGACUCUUGUAGCCGUUGCAAAAAAACAUUGUGAUGUAGAUCAAUUUUUUGAUAUUGUUGCUAAUGUCUUGAAAAUUGUUGGAAGUUCUUUUAAGCAUAGGGAUAUGCUUCGAGAGGAUCAGGAAAAAAAAUUAGAUGAGCUACAAGUGCUUGGUGAAUUUCAUACAGGAAGUGAACUAAAUCAAGAACUUGAACUCCAAAGGCCAGGUGAUACUCGAUGGGGUUCUCAUUUUAAGAUAGUGCGUAACUUUAUUACAUUAUUCUCAUCUAUCAUUAAUGUACUUGAGUUUCUUGCAAGUGAGGGUGAAAAUUAUCUAGAGAGAUCAGUGGCAAAAAGUUUAGUGAAUGACAUAAGGUCUUUUGAGUUUGUGCAUAUGAUGCACUUGAUGUUAAAAUUAUUGGCAAUUACAAAUGAUUUGAAUAUGGCUUUGCAAAGAAAAGAUCAGGAUAUUGUAAAUACUAUGAAGCUUGUUGGUUUCGCCAAGAGGCAAUUGCAAGGGAUGAGAGAAUCUAAAUAG